CUUGGAUGACCUUCAGGUGUACGUGAUAAUUGGGCCAAAAAAAGGAUCACAAUAAAAUAUUUUAAAGGUUAGUCAUUUCUUCUUAAAACAACACCGCACCCCAGACAAACUAUCAAUCGGGUUUUGUCCCGAAAGAUUCCAAAAUUUCCAUUACGUGCCCCGGGUGAAAUUGUUUUCAAAUAACGCCUGUUGACGAAUCUGAAGACAACAUACACCCAAAUGCUUGGGCAUAUCUUCUUCCACUGCCCCAGAGCCACCAGCGACACCAACCAGCUAGUCCAGUCCCCCCCCCCCUGGCGCUGGCAAACAAUCGCCACCAAAUGCACGUACCGCACGGUGGUACACUCGAGGACGCCGAAAACCAAAACUAACCCCCAUCCGAAUACGUACGUGCAGCUGCCAACUCCGCCCUGGUAUAUAUGGACUGGUGAGUGCUUCUUCAGCUAUCAGUUCUCUGAGGACAGUACCACAACAGUCCCCCAAAAGCAGCGUUCCAGCGCGUUUGUUCUUCGUUGCGGAUCACGGGUUUGUGUUGGCGCUGGGGAUAAACGAACGCACAGAAUACGAUGAGUUGCCGCGUGACGGGGCUACCGCUUGCCCUGCUGUUUGUGCUGGUGUCCGCGCUCGCUAGCACGGACGAUCUCGAGUACUGCAACAUCGUGUACCGGAUCAAUGGCAAUUCGAUCGACUUUCCCUGCCUUUCGACCAAGAAUAUCUACAUCUCGGCGCAUCGCUACCAGCCACGCAAUGUGAUGCCGGUGCGGUGCCAGUACGACAAUCAACGUAUGCUAAUAGCCCUGCCAAGAUUGCGCUCGGGCGUUCCUACCACGCUCGGGCAGAUCGAUCUGAACAAACCGAACUGCUACGCGCACAUUAAGCCGUACCCUUGCUGGGCCUAUCAGGAGGAGGGCAAUUGCAACUCGCUCCAAUCCGUCAUCGAUCUGUACGUGGAUGUGAAGCGCAUCGCGUGGGUGCUGGACUCGGGCAUCACCAACUUCCUGGAGCAACCGAUCAAGCGCUGCCCGCCGAAGGUGUAUGCCUUCAACUUGAGCAACGACAAGACGGUCAAGACGAUCGAUCUGUCGGAGAUUGUGAAAUCCAGCUCGCGGCUCCAGUAUCUCGUCACUGAUUACAACGAGCUCGGCCAUCCGUUUGUCUACAUUUCCGAUGGCGAUGGUGCAAUCAUUGUGCUGGACGUGAACAACAACAAGAGCUUCCGCGUGGUGCUACCGCGUGCCAUCUCGGCUGGCUGUGGCGACUCGGAUGUGCUCUACCUGCUGCUCAUCCCGAAACCGAAGGGCCAGAGCCUGGUGAUCUUCAGCUAUCUGUGCGGCCAGAAGGUUUACUCGAUCAAGUCGGAACAUCUGCGCAGCGGCAAGGGUUCGAGCGCAAUCGUCGAGCUCGGCACCAAGCGCAAACACUCCGUCAUGCUCGGCACGGACGGGGGCAAGGGGGUGGUGCUGCGAUACCGCGGCGAGGCCGAACUGUACCUUUGGGACAGCGAUCAGCCGUACAGGGAGUGUAACUUUGAGCUGAUUCAGAACGCGGACGAGUGCCGGCUGUCGACGCACGUGGUCGUGGGCAAGAACGAGCAUCUGCUGUCGCUGUCGUCGAACUUGAGCGAUUUUCUCAACAACACGUGCGGCGUUGGUGGCGCCUCGUCCCGGUUGAAGUACGUUUGCAAGGAGUGUGACGAUGAUUGUUACUAAGCAUCUCUCAUCGGGGAGGGACUGACGCACUACUGACUACACGACUGCGGACACUGAGACACAAACCU
Messenger RNA from Anopheles merus, 1777 nucleotides. Its product is annotated as protein yellow. The transcript has 3 exons. Lineage: Eukaryota; Metazoa; Arthropoda; Insecta; Diptera; Culicidae. The coding region runs from base 567 to 1709 and encodes 380 amino acids. Gene Ontology annotation, cellular component: extracellular region. The record is from RefSeq and is a predicted model, not a curated record.